UUGAUAAUCGGAGGCCCGGCUAGCGGGUACCCCUCUCGCCCUUGUGUCCCGCCGUCACAGUCUAAACCAGCACGGAAAUUGAUUUUUCCAAGCCCCCCGGGCCCCGAAAUAACCCGAACUCGGUCUUCUGCUGUGCGAGUGUAGCCGGGCAAUUCCCGGGUGGAAAUGCCGGCAAGCCGAUCCAAAAGUCUUCCGCAUUUUUAAAACCAGCACCGCGCGGCUACUGCAUCUUCGGUAUCCAAUCCGUGCACUACGACGUGGUGCAUAAACUUAGAUAACGCACCGCGGCGUGACCCGAUAACGUUCCCGUAGUGGCUGCCAGAGGCAAUCGGUCGCGAACGGACAGGAGGACGCCGGGCAGUAGUAUGCUGCUAACGUUCCAGGAUCGUUUGCGCAUUCCGUGGCGCGGAGGUGCGAAGCAGAUCACCCUCGACAAUGUCCUGCCGAUCGUGAUCCUGCUCAGUCUGCAGCUGCUGGCGGCCAUCAACUUUUACUGCUGUCUGUUCGUAUUCGCGCUGAUGCCACUGUUGCUGCUGUACUUGAAGCGUUUUCUGGGAAAAGUGUUACCCAAAACCAAGUUUUUCACUCUAUGGCUGUUCUGGAGUGGCCUUUAUUUGAUCACACUGUUCGAGCUGAUGGUGCCGCUGCUGGAGAUACUGCCACAGGAGAACGUGGCCUUUGUCAUGCUAAUGAGCCUAUCGUUCCUGUGUCUCUUCAAAGCGAAACGACGGGCCGUGCUUGGACAGGUGGCCUCGGGUUUUAAGGAUGGAGCUAAUGAGCGUGAUAUUGCUGGGGCGGUCGACAGCUGCAAAAACGGAAGCGAUUCCCAGACGGCCGUCCUUAUUUCGGACCGCGAUGACUCCGAUGAUGGAGGUUCCGUUGGAUCUCAUGGUACCGAAGGUAACCGUUUGGCGUGCCAGCUGUGUCGCAAGUACGUUCCACCGCGGACCUACCACUGUAAGGUUUGCUCCAGCUGCAUUCUGAAGCAGGAUCAUCAUAAUGUUUGGCUUAACUGUUGCAUCGGCAAGGCCAACCAUCGGCUGUACGUGGCGGGUUGUCUGUUCACGCUGCUUACUCUAUUGUUGUUCGCCAACCUGGCUUUAACCGCCGUCUGCCACCCGGUGCCUAUCUUUACCGUGUACGGUGUGAUCGUGAUGAUGCCCGACGAUUGCACCGACAUUUUCUUCCAGUAUGAUAUUGCUCUGUGUUUCACUGGAUCGAUCUAUGCGCUGCUGAUGGCACUAUUCAUCGCCAUAUCACUGUUGAAGCAGCUCUGUUUCAUCUCUUGCGGUAUUACCUACACGGAGUGGCGCCGUGGGGAACACGUAAAGCGACGGAAUUGUUUGUGGAAUUGGAAAACGUUUUGCCUUGGUCAGUAGGUUGGCAAGUGCACGCCGUCCCGAGUUGCACAAACCCGAUCCCCGAUUGUGCCGGACAUGAGAGCUUAACUCGAGAGCCUGUCUGUUGUGGUAGUGAUUCGAACGAUAAAACCGUUUCUCCACUCUUAUCAAUACUCUUAACUUUUAAUCAUAGUCCAAGUAUCAUGCAUGAGCCACACGUAUCGUGUAGCUCGGCAACGAGUAGAACAGGGUUUAAGCUAGCGUUAAGUCCGCCCAGCUUUACGGAGUGUGAGAACAAAUAGUUGUUUUAAAACGUUUCGGAGUUUUGUUUCGUGGCACUACUUUUAUCGUAUUCGAAUGGCCGUAGGAAAGGGGUACCGACCCGCGUCUUAACUUUUUCAUUAAAGUACUAGCGUUUCGCGGGUUCCGGGUAGAAUAUGGAAACCACGGUUUCCGGUAGUAGUUCUCUUUUUCCAUGAGACGUUUUCUUAACCGAAACCGGCGCCUUAGCUUAGAAAUUAAAAGAUAUUCCAAAGAAUUCCCCAACAGUGCUGGGAUGGGGGACUGGUGGGUACCCGUAGGAUCCGUUAUUGAAGAGUAAAACGGUGUAAAUCGCACAAUAAACUUUUCCAAUUCUUAACUUAUCUUCAACCGUAA
Anopheles darlingi is the source of this 1997-nucleotide messenger RNA. It is a transcript of the gene GABPI, whose product is annotated as palmitoyltransferase ZDHHC23-B. NCBI's taxonomy places the organism in Eukaryota, Metazoa, Arthropoda, Insecta, Diptera, Culicidae. Gene Ontology annotation, biological process: protein targeting to membrane; peptidyl-L-cysteine S-palmitoylation. Bases 366 to 1379 code for a protein of 337 amino acids. The transcript has 5 exons. Gene Ontology annotation, molecular function: protein-cysteine S-palmitoyltransferase activity. Gene Ontology annotation, cellular component: endoplasmic reticulum; Golgi apparatus. The record is from RefSeq and is a predicted model, not a curated record.